AUGGGACAAGCCCUACGUAUCAAGAGCUGUGACCUGAAGGUAGCCAGAAACAACGAGGAUCAUCACACCAAGGAGAUCAGUUCCAGGCGCCUCGUUGUCCGAAGAGGACAACCCUUCACCAUCACUCUGCACAUCCGCCCCAUGGUUCGAGGAUUCCUUCGGGCUUUAAAGAAGGUCACCCUUGUGGCUCAGACAGGAAAGCAGCCUUCCAAGACAAACAGGACCAAAGUGAAAUUUCCAAUCACCAGCCAAGGUAACCCUAAAUGGUGGAGCGCAGCGGUAGAAAGUAGAGAUUUCCAAAGCUGGACCGUCUCUGUGACCACACCUGCUGAUGCCAUCAUUGGCCACUACUCCCUCCUGCUGCAGGUCUCUCGAAGGACUCAGUACCCCCUUGGCCACUUCACACUGCUCUUUAAUCCCUGGGGAAGAGAGGAUGCAGUAUUCUUGGAGAAUGAGGCACAACGCAGGGAAUAUUUGCUGAAUCAGAAUGGCCUCAUCUACCUGGGCACAUCAGAUUGCGUCCAGCCUCAGCCUUGGGACUUUGGCCAGUUUGAGCUCAACGUCAUCGAUCUCAGCCUGAGUUUACUGGAAGUAGAUAAGGAAGUCAACCAGUGGAGCAAUCCUGUACAUGUGACCCGGGUACUUGGAGCCUUGCUUAAUGACAGAAAAGAGAGGAGUAUUCUGACCACUUCCCAAACACAAGAUUCCGAGGACAUGAGAUUCUUGUACAAACGCCGAGGAAGCUUGCCCAUCCUCUGGCACUGGCUCACUGGCCAAGGGCGGCAGGUGCCUGAUGGGCAGGCCUGGGUGUUGGCACCUGUCAUCUGUUCAGUGCUAAGGUCCCUAGGUAUUCCUGCCCGAGUUAUCACAAUCUUUGACUCAGCCCAGGACACAAAAGGAGACUUGACUGUGAAUGAAUAUUACGAUAAGGAUGGGCUUCAGACUGGAGAGAACCAAGGAAGCCGAAUCUGCAUCUUCCAAGUCUCAACAGAAUGUUGGAUGGCAAGACCUGAUCUGUCCCCACGUUAUGGAGGAUGGCAGAUUGUGGACACAAGCCUUCAGAAAGAAGGUGGAGCUAAUGUCUUGGUGACCUGUGAUCUAGUUCCAGUUAGGGCAGUCAAGGAAGGGGCUCUGGAGCUGAACCCUGCGGUGCCAGCCCUUUUUGCCUCACUCAAUGCUUCCUGUGCAGUCUGGAUAAAGGACAGAGAUGGGACAGUGGUUCGAGCUGAUGCCAGCCCCAAGUACGUGGGCAACAACAUCAGUACCAAAGGUGUCGGAGGGGAUCGUUGUGAAGACAUCACCCAGAACUACAAAUACCAUGAAGGGUCUUCACAAAAAAGAGAACUAUUGGAUAAAGUCUGGAAAAAGAGAGCUGAACUCGGUGAGGUCAAUGGGCUCUCCCUCAGUUCAGAGACGUCGGGUCCUCUGUACAUGCUCUUGCAUUCAUCCAGCUCCAUGCCUUUGGAUGGAGACUUCGAAUUAGAUGUGAAUUUCUUCAGCCAUACUAGUGAGGAGAAGGCUGUGGAGCUGUUGAUAGGGAUUCAGGCCAUGGACUACAAUGGAGUCACCACCACCCAGCUCUACAAAAAGAAGUUUUUCCUUACAUUUCAAGGCAAUGAAGUUAGAACCAUCAGCAUCAGCAUUUCCUCCUUCGAUUUUAUGCAAAGCCCUCCUGAGAACAGCAUCCUGAGAUUGACAGCUGUGGCAACCCACACAGAUCCUGAGAUUAGCUACUUUGCUCAACGGGACAUUGCCAUCUGUAAACCACAGCUCACCAUUGAGGUGCCAGAGAUGGUAAGACUAUAUGAACCAGUCACAGCCUCCAUCUAUGUUCAGAAUAAGUUGGACUCUCCCAUGGAAGAUUGUGUGAUGACAGUAUUUGGAAGAGGACUCAUUUACAGAGAGAGGAGCUAUAGAUUAGGUUCUGUCUCGCCUGGAAAUUCCCUCUACCGCCAGAUCCAGUUCACUCCAACCCAGGCAGGGCUCCAAAGACUCACCGUAGAAGUGGAUUGCAACAUGUUCCAGAACCUAAUAGGCUACAAGAGUAUCAACGUGGUGAUGCCUGUAUCUCCAGCCUAAGUUUGCCAGAUGCACCUUCCCAUCUUUAGCUCCCUCCAUGGUUGUGAAAUGACAUGCCCAGACCCACAAGCUAGAGAUAAGCACUGCGGGGAGAGGCACACUGCUUAAAGUGUAACCUAGCAGAUUCUCUAAUGUGUUAAUGUCAUUUCAGAGUGGGAAGAAAGGUGCUUCUCACAGCUCAAAUCAUUCCUAAGCCUCUUGUAUGAACAGAAUAGACCCAACAGGGAUGAAUAUGUAGGGGACUCCUACCACACUGAACUACGGCAGCCUUGAAAAUUAGGUGCCUUACUAUAUUAAUACCUUUCUCUUUAACACAAUGCUUUAUAGCAUUCAGAACAAAUACU
Trichosurus vulpecula (common brushtail) is the source of this 2423-nucleotide messenger RNA. RefSeq names its product erythrocyte membrane protein band 4.2 (gene EPB42). The record is from RefSeq and is a predicted model, not a curated record. Gene Ontology annotation, molecular function: protein-glutamine gamma-glutamyltransferase activity. The transcript has 13 exons. Gene Ontology annotation, biological process: peptide cross-linking. NCBI's taxonomy places the organism in Eukaryota, Metazoa, Chordata, Mammalia, Diprotodontia, Phalangeridae. Bases 1 to 2079 code for a protein of 692 amino acids.